UUUUUUUUUCCCUUUUGUUCAAUGGGUGGCGCAGCAGUAGCAGCACACGGCAAGACGUGGCACCAUUACGCUGGCAAGCUGAUGGGCGCCACCAUGUGGUUCUGGGUCUUCCACCGACUGCGCGAGGACGGCGACGUGCUCCUGGGCUAUCGCAAGGCAUGGGAACACAAGGGCCAUCACGGAUCUCACCACACACAAGGCGAUCCCUCGCACCAUUGACAGUGGUCCGUUUCCCCUCCCGCGCGCUCAACAACAUGAAGAACUAUCUCGGCUGCCUUUCUGUCAAUGUUGUCGGAUCAAGCAACGGGUGCCCCUCGUACUGUUGUUGGUUGACCGUGGAUUUUUGAAAAUAAUACAUUUGUGCUACCUC
Molecule: messenger RNA, 370 nt
Organism: Capsaspora owczarzaki ATCC 30864
Lineage: Eukaryota; Filasterea; Ministeriida; Capsasporidae
Exons: 2
Coding region: 22-219 (65 amino acids)
Cellular component (GO): mitochondrial inner membrane
Source: RefSeq, a predicted model, not a curated record